GUCAAGAGUGGAACUUGAUUGAUCUACCGUGUUACCACAAACAGUACUUUGUCAAGGUAUCGUGCGGCAGACUCCAUGUCUGAGGGAGGCGGUGGUAACAGAUUUCUUCUUCUUAAAUUCUCUCUGCAAGGAGCAAUAGAGAAGAACGAAGCUGAUUUUUGCGUCAACUACAGUUAAUAUAUUCCUUUUUUUUCUCUAUAUUUUCUCAGAUCAGAAGGUUUAUUAUUAUGUGGCCCAAGUUGAAAUCAUCUCUGAGGAAAGGUGGUUCUCCUUCUCCAAGACAGCAAGUUGGGAGUUGCGUGGGAAACAAGUUAAGCGUGAAUGAGGAAUACAUGGAAGCCUUCAGGACCAAGUCUUACAUAGACAUAUGGAGCAAAGUUCAGGAUCAACUGAGAACAUGCACCACAAGCGAAGUAGAGAAAUCCUCCCCUUUGUCUCCUUUCCAGUCCUACGCCCGUCUCUCCGAUUUCUUGCUCGAACCUCGGCAAGAGAUCCUGAUUGAAUUGAUCGAAAACUCCCAUCUCCAUCACCUUCUCAUCGAUUACUUCGACGGCAGCUUAGAAGCAUGCAGAAUCUGUGAACUCCUCCUCCACAGAAUCAAUCAAACACGCAAUAAUUACUGCAUUAUUCAAAGGAUUAUGAACCUGACAAAGACGCUCCCAGCAGAAUACUGCGAUUACACCGACGAUCAGUGUCGAAUUAUAUUCCGUGAACUCGACUCAUUCGCGACGCUCGACAACCCGCUUUCCGACACAAGCCCGGUGCAAUUCCGUUUACUCCAUGAAAGAUAUGGAUUGAUGCUGAAGCAGCUAACCUUAAAGCGUAGAAGGAUAAUCAGAAGAGGAAGGUUGAUCCGGUUAAGCAAGAACGGUGCUGGAUUGAGCCUUGUUAUCGCUUGCGGUGCACUUGCGGUGGCGACCCUAGUUCUUGCCGUGCACACAUUGAUCGGCAUUGUGGCGGCACCAGGGAUACUAACUUUCUCUGUAGCUUUCAUGAAGAAGAAAUUGAAAUCUGCUCGAAUUGGGCUGAAGACAAGCAAGCUCGCAAGGCUUGAAGCACAGCUCGACGCAGCUGCUAAGGGGGUUUUCAUACUGAACAGGGAUUUCGACACCAUCAGUCGGCUGGUGGUGAGGUUGCACGAUGAGAUAGAGCAUGGCAAGGCCAUAGCUAGGAUGUGUUUGAGGAGCCAGAAGAGGCAGAUACUGGAGGUGGUUGUGAAAGACUUUGAAACCCAUGAGUCUUGCUUUCUGGAGCAGCUGGGGGAGCUUGAGGAGCAUGUUUACUUGAGUUUUCUCACCAUCAAUAGAGCUAGGAGGCUGGUCAUACAAGAAAUAAUGGUGCACCCACAAUAACAAUUGCACUAUUGAAUUCAGAUAGAUAGAUAUAUUGACUGUGUUUCUGCUAACAGGUAUGAUGAUGAUGAUGAUGAUGCAUGCAUGCAUGCAUGGAGAUGAUGGUGAUUUAUAAGUUGCCAAUUAAGUUUGACUGAAUCCAGAACCUGUGAGAGUACUGCUCACUCUAAAGAAUUAGUUUUGUGACUUGGUGAAUCUACCUGAACAAGAUGACUCAAGCCUGCAAAUUAAAUUAAAAUUAUUCAUUGGUUUGUUAGCUUUCAGUUCCUUUAUUUAUUUUUGGAAAUACAAUGAAUUGAAGAGGUAGAUAUGAGUUCAUUUGAUUGAAGUGAUCCCAUAACAAGUCUUGUACAGAGAAGAGAAACA
This is a messenger RNA of Nelumbo nucifera (sacred lotus), 1718 nucleotides long. RefSeq names its product UPF0496 protein At1g20180. NCBI's taxonomy places the organism in Eukaryota, Viridiplantae, Streptophyta, Magnoliopsida, Proteales, Nelumbonaceae. The record is from RefSeq and is a predicted model, not a curated record.